This is a messenger RNA of Nymphalis io (European peacock), 1024 nucleotides long. It is a transcript of the gene Hou, whose product is annotated as glucose-induced degradation protein 8 homolog. NCBI's taxonomy places the organism in Eukaryota, Metazoa, Arthropoda, Insecta, Lepidoptera, Nymphalidae. Gene Ontology annotation, molecular function: protein binding. Gene Ontology annotation, cellular component: cytoplasm; nucleus. Gene Ontology annotation, biological process: proteasome-mediated ubiquitin-dependent protein catabolic process. The transcript has 4 exons. The record is from RefSeq and is a predicted model, not a curated record. Bases 114 to 818 code for a protein of 234 amino acids.
GUCAAUUUGUGAACUGUGUCUUUUUGUGUAUUCCUAAAUCACUAAAUCCUAAUUUCGUACGUAUCAUCGUAAUCAAUUCCCAGUUAUCCCACUUUCGCUUCUAAACCCCAAAAAUGAGCUUUGAAACAUCAACAAACAACGGUAAUAAUAGACCCGAGCGGAGAUACUACGAUCGAUCUAAAUGUGAUGAUCUUCAUAUAUCGAGAACGGAUAUGAAUAUGUUGAUAAUGAAUUAUUUAGUAACAGAAGGUUUCAAAGAGGCAGCUUUGAAAUUUCAACAAGAGGCAGGUCUACAAGAACCAGCUCUAUGUAGCUCACUAGAUGAACGUAUCAUGAUCAGAGAGGCAGUGCAAAAUGGACGAAUCCCUGAGGCCGUUUCAAUGGUUAAUGCCCUACAUCCUGAGUUGUUAGAUAACGACCGAUAUUUAUAUUUUCAUUUACAGCAAUUACAGUUACUGGAAUUAAUUCGAGGUGGGCGAGCAGAGGAAGCACUUGCCUUUGCAAGUGCUACAUUAGCAGAAGCUGGUGCAAAUGACCGUAAUGCUCUCACUGAGCUAGAGAGAUCUCUCGCACUCUUAGCUUUUCCAGACCCUCACACAUCACCAUUUGCUGACCUGUUGCUACCUUCACAUAGUCAAAAGAUUGCAAGUGAACUUAAUGCAGCAAUACUUAAGAUGGAGAACCAAGAAUACACCAACCCAAAGUUGUGCAGCCUUUUACGAAUGAUACUCUGGUCGCAGAGUGAACUUGACAAACAUGGUGUUAAGUACCCAAAAAUGACAGACCUUGCGAAUGCUACUAUAGAACAGCCAAAAUGAAAUAAGUUUCCUAAGAAGAGUAAUAUGUUUAGGUGUGAUUAAAAAACUUUCAGAUUCAAACAAAUGAAAAAAUAAAUAUAUUUUGGAAUAUACAUUUUUCUGUCUGACACAACUAGAUUGUCAACAUAAUAAAAUAAAUUAUAUUAGUUGGCAAUAAUUGAAUUAAAAACUUAACUGAAAGUAAUUGUAAAUAAUCAUCUUUUGAC